GAGUAAAAUUGAUGUGCUACGUACUUCAUUGAUGUGUUGUGACAUUUGAAAUACUUUAUCAUUAUUACCGAUGUAUGUUUGUGUGACGUGUCAGUGAAGAAGAAGUGAAAUCAAUGAAAUAAAUUCGGUUCAACUGGCUUAUUUUAUGUUGAUAGUUCGGUGUGUUUUAUUUACGAGUAUCUUUUGUUGAACGAAUCAACUAAUUGUAAUUUCGAGAUCGCAUCCAAAUCGGCGACAUGCUCGUUAACUUUGAAUCAAAAUCGGCCCGUGUCAAAGGCAUUUCGUUUCAUUCGAAAAGACCGUGGAUUUUGGCCAGUUUGCAUAGUGGUGUUAUUCAGCUAUGGGACUAUCGUAUGUGUACGUUGCUCGAAAAGUUUGACGAACACGACGGGCCAGUGCGUGGCAUUUGUUUUCACAAUCAACAACCAUUAUUCGUAUCCGGCGGUGAUGAUUUCAAAAUCAAAUUUUGGAACUACAAGAAACGUCGUUGCAUCUUCACAUUGCUUGGUCAUUUAGAUUAUGUGCGUACAACAUUUUUCCAUCAUGAAUACCCGUGGAUUUUGAGCGCCUCAGAUGAUCAAACGAUUCGUAUUUGGAAUUGGCAAUCGAGAACGUGCAUUUCAGUGUUGACCGGCCACAAUCACUAUGUAAUGUGUGCAAUGUUCCAUCCAGUCGAAGAUCAAAUUGUGUCCGCCUCAUUGGAUCAAACCGUCAGAGUGUGGGAUAUCGCAGGUAUUGCGAAUAGAGAUGGAAUGAAAGGUUUGCGUAAGAAGAAUGUAGCACCGGGACCGGGUGGCCUUGAUGAUUUGCCAAAAUUACAAGGCGCUACAGAUCUGUUUGGUGUUGCUGAUGCAGCCGUUAAGCAUGUUUUGGAAGGCCAUGAUCGUGGUGUCAAUUGGGCAAGCUUCCAUCCAUCGUUGCCGCUCAUUGUGUCCGGCGCCGAUGAUCGACAAAUCAAACUUUGGCGCAUGAACGAAUACAAAGCUUGGGAAGUCGACACAUUCCGUGGCCAUUACAAUAAUGUGUCCAGUGUUUUGUUCCAUCCACGUCAAGAGCUUGUGAUAUCAAACAGCGAGGAUCGUAGUAUUCGCGUUUGGGAUAUGACGAAACGUCAGUGCUUGCACACAUUCCGACGUGAAAACGAACGCUACUGGAUUCUCACCGCCCAUCCAACAUUGAAUCUGUUUGCCGCUGGUCAUGAUGCUGGUAUGAUCGUUUUCAAACUGGAACGUGAGCGUCCAGCGUACGCCGUGCAUGGCAAUAUUUUGUAUUAUGUAAAAGAUCGAUUCUUGCGAAAAUUGGACUUUACCACCACAAAUCAAUCGGUGGUGAUGCAAUUGCGCGGCGGUUCAAAGUCACCGGUCCACAGUAUGUCCUAUAAUCCAGCCUUGAAUGCAAUUCUCAUUUGUACACGCACACCAAACCUUGAAAAUAGCACCUAUGACCUGUACACCAUUCCACCAAAAGACUCCGAUUCGAACCAACACACCGAAACCGAAAGCAAACGUUCAUCGGGUAUUACUGCUUUGUGGGUGGCACGCAAUCGCUUUGCCGUACUUGAUCGGAACAACCAAUUGGUGGUGAAGAAUUUCAAAAAUGAAGUCACCAAAAAGUGCAUGUCACAGUGCGAGGAUAUUUUCUAUGCCGGUACUGGUAUGUUGCUGUUGAAGGAUGCCGACUCGGUGACAUUGUUCGACGUUCAACAGCUUCGUGUAAUUGCCACCGUAAAAAUUUCCAAGUGUCGUUAUGUUGUGUGGUCAUCAGAUAUGUCACAUGUUGCUCUGUUGGCCAAGCACACCGUCACCAUUUGCAGUCGGAACAUGGAUUUGUUGUGCUCGAUCCACGAGAAUACACGCGUAAAAUCUGGUGCAUGGGACGAUUCCGGUGUUUUCAUUUACACAACGAGCAACCAUAUCAAAUAUGCGAUCACAAACGGUGACCACGGUAUCAUUCGUACUCUCGAUCUUCCGAUCUAUAUAACACGCGUCAAGGGAACCGAAGUGUUCUGUUUGGAUCGUGAAUGCCGCACUCGUGUACUGAACAUCGAUCCAACUGAAUUCAAAUUCAAAUUGGCCUUGAUCAAUCGCAAAUACGAAGAGGUGUUACACAUGGUGCGCAAUGCACGUUUGGUCGGUCAGAGUAUUAUUGCUUAUCUACAGCAAAAGGGCUAUCCGGAAGUGGCUUUACAUUUCGUGAAAGAUGAAAAGACACGGUUCAGUUUGGCAUUGGAGUGUGGUAAUAUCGAAGUGGCCUUGGAAGCAGCCAAAUCUUUGGACGACAAAGAGAGCUGGGAUCGCUUGGGUCAAGCUGCACUCAUGCAGGGCAACCAUCAAGUCGUCGAAAUGAGUUACCAACGCACCAAAAACUUUGACAAACUCUCCUUCUUGUACUUGAUCACCGGCAAUCUGGACAAAUUGAAGAAGAUGAACAAAAUCGCCGAAAUCCGCAAAGAUGUGUCGGCUCAAUAUCAAGGUGCUUUGCUGUUGGGCGAUGUCAAGGAGCGCAUUCAAAUUUUGAAAAAUUGCGGACAAAAUUCAUUGGCCUAUUUAACAGCCGCUACGUAUGGUUAUGAAGAGGAAGCUAAGGAGUUGGGAGAUGUGAUUACAGCCGAUGGAAAGGCUUUGCCAGAAGCAAAUCCAAAUGCUAUUCUAUUGAAUCCACCACUUCCAGCGCAGCAGGCCGAAAGCAACUGGCCACUGUUGACUGUUACACGAGGUUUCUUCGAAGGAGCAAUGCUUUCGCGUGGAGCUCAAAGUGUACACCAAGCAUUGGCCGCAGCUGAUACAACGAUCGAUGAAGGUGCCGGUGAUGGCUGGGGCGCUGAUGCCGACAUUGGCUUGGGUGAUGACGACGACGAUGAUGAUAUGAAAGAUGCUCUCGAAACACUAGAAGGCGACAAUGAAGGACCUGGUUGGGAUGUUGGCGACGAAGAUCUGGAUAUCCCAGAAGAAAUUGCCGCAAAAAUGGCUUCGGUUAGCAUUAGCAAUGAUGGAAACUAUGAAGUACCAAAUCGCGGACCAACUCACACUCAAUACUGGGCAAACAACACCAAUUUGGUUGCCGAUCACUUGCGAGCUGGCUCCUUUGAAUCAGCCGUCCGUUUGCUAAACGAUCAAGUUGGAGUUGUUCAAUUCGAGCCAUUCAAAGAACUGUUCCAACAAUUUUUCAUCGGAGCACGCACAUCAUAUUCAGCGUUGCCGAGCUUAGAACCAUUGUUCGGUCAUCCACAGCGUAACUGGAAAGAGGCAAACAUCAAAAAAGCACACCCAACCGUCUAUAUAAAACUAAACGAUCUAAUUCAACGAUUGCAAGCAUGUUAUCAAUUGACAACAGCUGGAAAAUUCAGCGAAGCAGUUGCGAAAUUGCAGUCAAUCUUAGUUUCGAUUCCAUUGCUUGUGGUUGAAAAUCGCCAAGAGAUUGCCGAAGCACAACAGCUGUUGAGCAUCUGCCGUGAGUAUGUGGUCGGUAUAAAAAUGGAGACAAAUCGUAAAGGUUUGCCAAACGCCACACUCGAAGAUAAGAAGCGUCAUUGCGAAUUGGCCGCCUACUUUUCACACUGCAAUCUACAACCGGUCCAUCAAAUCCUUACGCUACGUACCGCUUUGAAUAUGUUCUUCAAGUUGAAAAACUUCAAAACUGCCGCCUCAUUUGCCAGACGACUACUUGAACUUGGCCCAAGACCCGAAGUUUCGCAACAGGCACGUAAAAUUUUGCAAGCUUGUGAAUUGAACCUCGCCGACGAACAUUCACUCGAAUACGAUGAACACAAUCCAUUCAGUUUGUGUGCCAACACAUUCAAACCCAUUUACAAAGGCAAACCAGAAGAGAAGUGCCCGUUGUGCGGCGCAUCGUAUCAACCACAAUUCAAAGGAACGCUAUGUAACGUGUGCGAGGUAGCCGAAGUCGGCAAAGAUGUAGUCGGUUUAAGAAUAUCUCCAUUGCAGUUUAGAUAAAUUCCGAGUAAAACACCGAAGCUGAUUAAUCAACUAUUUUUAUGGGAAAAAAAAACUUAUUAUUAAAGGCAUUUAUACAGUCCCAAAAAUGUAAUGACUGUCGUAAAUUAAGAGAAACACUUUCUUUGUAUUAUUACAUCCUGUAACGUUGAUUUAUGAAUAAUAACAAAUAUGAUUAUCAAUGAA
Messenger RNA from Sitodiplosis mosellana (orange wheat blossom midge), 4139 nucleotides. RefSeq names its product coatomer subunit alpha (gene alphaCOP). Gene Ontology annotation, biological process: endoplasmic reticulum to Golgi vesicle-mediated transport; intracellular protein transport; intra-Golgi vesicle-mediated transport. Gene Ontology annotation, cellular component: COPI vesicle coat. Lineage: Eukaryota; Metazoa; Arthropoda; Insecta; Diptera; Cecidomyiidae. The transcript is spliced from 6 exons. The coding region runs from base 237 to 3953 and encodes 1238 amino acids. Gene Ontology annotation, molecular function: protein binding; structural molecule activity. The record is from RefSeq and is a predicted model, not a curated record.